Messenger RNA from Abrus precatorius (Indian licorice), 1966 nucleotides. Its product is annotated as sucrose-phosphatase 1-like. The transcript is spliced from 9 exons. Bases 474 to 1733 code for a protein of 419 amino acids. Gene Ontology annotation, biological process: sucrose biosynthetic process. The record is from RefSeq and is a predicted model, not a curated record. Gene Ontology annotation, molecular function: sucrose-phosphate phosphatase activity; magnesium ion binding. Lineage: Eukaryota; Viridiplantae; Streptophyta; Magnoliopsida; Fabales; Fabaceae.
AAAAUGCCUCUUCACAGACACAGAGGAAGCGGCAACGAAUUUGGAUCCAAUUGUAAUUCGCUUCACUCGCUCCUCAAUUUCCUUCAUCUUUGCUCCCAGUUUCUGCUUUUGUUUUUUAUUUUUUAUUUUGAAUUAUGACACUUUUUUUUAAGCUGAAGUUAAGUGUUUUCCAUUUCCAUCUCGGUAUAAACCAACUUUUUAGGUUGUUAUUAUUUUUAAUUUAGUUUCCCAGAAAGAAUCUUUAUGCUUUUUCGUUGUAGAAUGAAACUGUGAGAUAGAUAGAUGUUAUUGUCAUCAUCAUCAUCAUCAGCAUUUGAGUUGAAGAGAGGAGAGCUCAUGCACUCAAAUGCAUAGUCAUUUAUAGUUUAUCUUUUUUUAUUUGUUUGUUAAUUUCUGUUCAGCAAUUUACAGCAUAGGAUAUCCACCCAAUCUUACCUUUUCUAGUUACAGGAUCAAUUUGGGGAUUGAAUAUCAUGGAUCGACUAAAAUCUUCUCCACGGCUCAUGAUUGUUUCGGAUCUCGAUCACACAAUGGUGGAUCACCAUGACCCUGAGAAUAGUUCCCUUUUCAGGUUCAAUGCGCUUUGGGAAGCCCAUUACCGCAACGAUUCUCUACUGGUGUUCUCAACUGGAAGGUCACCUACACUCUACAAACAAUUGAGGAAAGAGAAACCCAUGAUAACUCCAGAUAUAGCUAUUAUGUCUGUGGGGACUGAGAUUACUUAUGGUAAAUCGAUGGUGCCUGACGAUGGAUGGGUUCAGUUUUUGAACCAGAAGUGGGACAAGAAAAUUGUCAUUGAGGAGACAAGCAAGUUUCCUGAGCUUAAGCCUCAGGCAGAAACAGAACAACGACCGCACAAAGUUAGCUUUUAUGUUGAGAAAGACAAGGCUAAGAAAGUAACAGAGGCUCUUUCCAAGAUUUUGCAAGGGCGUGGGUUGGAUGUUAAAAUAAUAUAUAGCGGAGGAAUUGAUUUGGAUAUAUUACCAAAAGGUGCUGGCAAAGGUCAAGCUCUUGCUUAUCUGCUCAAAAAGUUUGAGACUGAGGGAAAGCCACCUGUUAAUACUCUUGUUUGUGGUGACUCUGGAAAUGAUGCCGAACUGUUCAGCAUUCCAGGAGUUUAUGGAGUCAUGGUAAGCAAUGCCCAAGAAGAAUUGUUGCAAUGGCAUGCAGAAAAUGCAAAAGAUAACCCCAAGAUUCUUCAUGCCUCAGAGCGUUGUGCAUCUGGGAUCAUACAAGCCAUAGGUCAUUUUAAUUUAGGCCCAAACCUGUCCCCAAGAGAUGUUUCAGAUGUUGGACAAGAACAUGUCAAAAAUGCAUCUCCAGGUCUUGAAGUGGUGAACUUUAGUUUGUUACUUGAAAAGUGGAGACGUGCAGAAAUUGAGAACUCUGAGCUGUUUAUUGCUGGUAUAAAGGCAUCCGCACUUCCAUCUGGUGUUUAUAUCCAUCCUUCUGGGUCUGACCAUAAUAUUAGGGAAUAUGCAAAUAUUUUUAGAAAGGUGUAUGGUGACAAACAGGGAAAACAAUUUCGGAUGUGGGUGGAUGAUGUAUUGGCUACACAAUUAAGUUCAGACACAUGGCUUAUCAAGUUUGAUAAGUGGGAGUCAUCUGGUGAAGAACGGCGGGGUUGUGUGGUCACUACCAUACUAAGCAAAAAGGAUUCCGAGUGGUUCACUUUAGUGCAUGUGCACCAGACCUGGUUGCAACAACCAGGGCAAGAUGAAUGGUUACUUUAGUCAGUUCCUACGGCUUAUCCAAAUUUCAAAGUGUAUUAUGACCCUUUUUGCAAUAAAUGUAAUGUAAUCCAAUGACAAACUAAUUUCUACAUCUGAAAUUCUUGAAGACAUAUCAUCCUGUGAAGAUGUCUCAUAUCAUAUGUAUUUGAAAUUUACUGUAAAUCUGCUGGUUGCAUAGCUUUCAUGAUAAUCAAGUUUUAACAUCCCAGCUUAAAUAUAGAUAAUUUCGAUGC